Molecule: messenger RNA, 903 nt
Organism: Solanum tuberosum (potato)
Lineage: Eukaryota; Viridiplantae; Streptophyta; Magnoliopsida; Solanales; Solanaceae
Product: probably inactive leucine-rich repeat receptor-like protein kinase At5g48380
Exons: 2
Coding region: 1-903 (300 amino acids)
Biological process (GO): protein phosphorylation
Molecular function (GO): protein kinase activity; ATP binding
Source: RefSeq, a predicted model, not a curated record
AUGGUAGCUAUGUUCUCUUCCUCAGAUUUUAAAGAUGGAGAAGAUUGUUACAAGAAUGAGUUUUAUGGAACUAUCAAAAGCGACUUUGAAUUCAGCCAAGACAAUGAAAUCGGGAACGGAAUGCUAGGGAAAGUGUACAAAGCACUGGUCCCAAAUGGAUGGACAGUUGCCAUAAAGAGAUUCCAUGUUUCAGAGGAUUUGGAGGAAGAGUUGUUUCCGAGAUCACAACUCUGGAGGGACGAGCGAAUUCUGGUUUACAAAUACAUGCCUAAUGGAAACUUACAUGAGUGGUUGCAUUCAACCGACGACAAGGCAAGACUCUUGGACUUUCCUCUAAGGGUUAAAAUUGUUUUAGGUGUCGCGAAAGCCCUGACUUGGCUUCAUGAUGGUGGAAAUUUCCAUGUUGUGCAUGGUAACAUAAGCACACAAUGUAUCUUGCUCGAUGAAAAUUUCGAUCCUAAGUUAUCCAAUUUUUGGGAGGCAACACUUGCAAAAACAAAUGACAUAGAUUCAAACUUGAGUCUAUUUCCAAUAGUCGAGUGUUUAGACUUUACAACAUAUAAAAAAGAUGUUUAUCGAUUUGGGGUUGUGCUUCUCGAGCUUUUAACGAGGAAAGAAUCUUACAUAUUGAGCUGCUCGAGUCUAAAUUUGUCGAGCAGCUCUUUUGCCAGUCCUCUUGAUGUUGAUAAAGUACUGUUAGGGCAAGGAUUUGAUAAUAUGGUAAUGCAACUACUUGAACUUGCAAGUGAUUGCAUGAAAUUUAUUCCGGAUCAAAGGCCAACGAUGCAACAAGUGUAUCAGACUGUUGCUGCGAUUGCUCGAGUCCAUGACCAAACAGGGGGUUCUGAAAUACAAUUGCACUUGGACUACAAGCAGGGGCGGAGCCACCAAAGGGACGUGUAG